Carassius auratus (goldfish) is the source of this 5005-nucleotide messenger RNA. RefSeq lists its product as uncharacterized. The transcript has 20 exons. Lineage: Eukaryota; Metazoa; Chordata; Actinopteri; Cypriniformes; Cyprinidae. Bases 27 to 4784 code for a protein of 1585 amino acids. Gene Ontology annotation, cellular component: membrane; cell-cell junction. The record is from RefSeq and is a predicted model, not a curated record.
AUGGAAAAAUACUAGAAGAAGGACAAAUGGUUGGAAACAGCAGCAUUGAUCUGGAUGAAGGAACUGAAGGAAACAUCAGCUGCAGCGUGAAGAACCAAGUCAGUCACGCACAGAAGACCAUUAGACUCAAACCCUGUCCUGUGUCUCUGGUGUUUGUUGUGGUCUGGUGUCUUCAGCUGAUGGUUCUGUUCGGUCUGUUAGGAGCUUUUCACAUCUACAUGAGACACACAUCAGGUCUGGAUCGGUUCUGCAGGUUUGAUCAGUCUGAUCCCUGUUACGCAGCUCUGGGACACAAACUCAAACUGCUGAAGGUGCAGGGCACUAGUGAAUAUUACUGGGGGUUACAUAAGAGGAUGAACAACACAAUAUAUGGUCCAGUUUGUAGAGUAAAGUAUGGCAGGAUGAGGGAAUGUGAUCUUUAUAAUAACAGAACUGAUGUGACAUUCAUUAAUGGGUCUCUUAUAAUAAACCGUGUGAUCAGAGCAGAUUCAGGGAAUUACAGAUUAACACUCACUGACUCAAACGGCACAGAAACAUCUCGAGAUCUUCAAGUGAUUGUUGAAGCUCCUAUUGGCUCAGUGGAAGUGUCAAUCAUCUGCUCCUCCAGUGGGGUGAUGAGGGUGUUCUGCUCCUCUGAGGGGGAUCAGCUCCUCUACAGCUGGACUCUGAAUGGAGAUCCACUGAUGGUUGGAAACAGCAGCAUUGAUCUGGAUGAGGGAACUGAUGGAGACAUCAGCUGCAGCGUGAAGAACAACGUCAGUCACGCACAGAAGACCAUUAGACUCAAACCCUGUCCUGGUCUGGAUCAGUUCUGCAGUUUUGAUCAGUCUGAUCCCUGUUACACAGCUCUGGGACACAAACUCAAUCUGAUGAUGGUGCAGGACGCUAGUGAAUAUGACCUACAAUUAAAAAAGAGAAUAAACUACAACACAGCAGAUGGUCCACUUUGUAGAGUAAAGUAUGGCAGGAUGAGGAUGAGUCAGUGUGAUCUUUAUAAUAACAGACCUGAUGUGACAGUCAUUAAUGGGACUGUGAUAAUAAACCGUGUGAUCAGAGCAGAUUCAGGGAAUUACAGAUUAACACUCUUUCACUCAGACGGCACAGAAACAUCUCGAGAUCUUCAAGUGAUUGUUGAAGCUCCUAUUGGCUCAGUGGAAGUGUCAAUCAUCUGCUCCUCCAGUGGGGUGAUGAGGGUGUUCUGCUCCUCUGAGGGGGAUCAGCUCCUCUACAGCUGGACUCUGAAUGGAGAUCCACUGAUGGAUGGAAACAGCAGCAUUGAUCUGGAUGAAGGAACUGAUGGAGACAUCAGCUGCAGCGUGAAGAACCACGUCAGUCACGCACAGAAGACCAUUAGACUCAAACCCUGUCCUGGUCUGGAUCGGUUAUGCCGUUUUGAUCAGUCUGAUCCCUGUUACACAGCUCUGGGACACAAACUCAAUCUGAUGAUGGUGCAGGACGCUAGUAAAUAUGAUCUGAAGAUCCAGAAGAGAAUAAACAACAACACAGCAGAUGGUCCAGUUUGUAGAGUAAAGAAUGACAGGAUGAGGAUGAGUGAAUGUGAUCUUUAUAAUAACAGACCUGAAGUGACAGUCAUUAAUGGGAUGCUGAUAAUAAACCGUGUGAACAGAACAGAUUCAGGGAAUUACAGAUUAACACUCGAGAGCUCAGACGGCACAGAAACAUCUCGAGAUCUUCAAGUGAUUGUUGAAGGUCUGGAGUUAAACUGCGGUUUUGAUCAGUCUGAUCCCUGUUACACAGCUCUGGGACACAAACUCAAUCUGAUGAUGGUGCAGGACGCUAGUGAAUAUGAUCUGAAGAUAAUAAAGAGAAUAAACAACAACACAGCAGAUGGUCCAGUUUGUAGAGUAAGAUAUGGCAGGAUGAGGAAUUGUGAUCUUUAUAAUAACAGACCUGAAGUGACAGUCAUUAAUGGGACUCUGAUAAUAAACCGUGUGAUCAGAACAGAUUCAGGGAAUUACAGAUUAAAACUCUCUCACUCAGACGGCACAGAAACAUCUCGAGAUCUUCAAGUGAUUGUUGAAGCUCCUAUUGGCUCAUUGGAAGUGUCAAUCAUCUGCUCCUCCAAUCAGACUUCAGUGUUCUGCUCCUCUGAGGGAGAUCAGAUCAUCUACAGCUGGACUCUGAAUGGAGAAAUACUAGAAGGACCGAUGGUUGGAAACAGCAGCAUUGAUCUGGAUGAAGGAACUGAUGGAGACAUCAGCUGCAGCGUGAAGAACCACGUCAGUCAUGCACAGAAGACCAUUAGACUCAAACCCUGUCCUGGUCUGGAGUUAAACUGCAGUUUUGAUCAGUCUGAUCCCUGUUACACAGCUCUGGGACACAAACUCAAUCUGAUGAUGGUGCAGGACGCUAGUGAAUAUGAUCUGAAGAUAAUAAAGAGAAUAAACAACACAGCAGAUGGUUCAGUUUGUAGAGUAAAGUAUGGCAGGAUGAGGAAGACUGAAUGUGAUCUUUAUAACAACAGACCUGAAGUGACAGUCAUUAAUGGGUCUCUGAUAAUAAACCGUGUGAUCAGAACAGAUUCAGGGAAUUACAGAUUAAAACUCACUCACUCAGACGGCACAGAAACAUCUCGAGAUCUUCAAGUGAUUGUUGAAGCUCCUAUUGGCUCAGUGGAAGUGUCAAUCAUCUGCUCCUCCAGUGGGGUGAUGAGGGUGUUCUGCUCCUCUGAGGGGGAUCAGCUCCUCUACAGCUGGACUCUGAAUGGAGAUCCACUGAUGGAUGGAAACAGCAGCAUUGAUCUGGAUGAAGGAACUGAUGGAGACAUCAGCUGCAGCGUGAAGAACCACGUCAGUCACGCACAGAAGACCAUUAGACUCAAACCCUGUCCUGGUCUGGAGUUAAACUGCAGUUUUGAUCAGUCUGUUCCCUGUUACACAGCUCUGGGACACAAACUCAAUCUGAUGAUGGUGCAGGACGCUAGUAAAUAUGAUCUGCAGUUAAAAAAGAGAAUAAACAACACAGCAGAUGGUUCAGUUUGUAGAGUAAAGUAUGGCAGGAUGAGGAUGAGUCAGUGUGAUCUUUAUAAUAACAGACCUGAAGUGACAGUCACUAAUGGGACUGUGAUAAUAAACCGUGUGAUCAGAACAGAUUCAGGGAAUUACAGAUUAACACUCGUUCGCUCAGACGGCACAGAAACAUCUCGAGAUCUUCAAGUGAUUGUUGAAGCUCCUAUUGGCUCAGUGAAUGUGUCAAUCAUCUGCUCCUCCAAUCAGACUUCAGUGUUCUGCUCCUCUGAGGGAGAUCAGAUCAUCUACAACUGGACUCUGAAUGGAGAAAUACUAGAAGGACCAAUGUUUAGAAACAGCAGCAUUGAUCUGAAUAAAGGAACUGAAGGAGACAUCAGCUGCAGCGUGAAGAACAACGUCAGUCACGCACAGAAGACCAUUAGACUCAAACCCUGUCCUGGUCUGGAUCGGUUCUGCAGGUUUGAUCGGUCUGAUCCCUGUUACACAGCUCUGGGACACAAACUCAAUCUGAUGAUGGUGCAGGACGCUAGUAAAUAUGAUCUGAAGAUAAUAAAGAGAAUAAACAACAACACAGCAGUUGGUUCACUUUGUAGAGUAAAGAAUGGCAGGAUGAGGAUGAGUCAGUGUGAUCUUUAUAAUAACAGAACUGAAGUGACAGUCAUUAAUGGGUCUCUGAUAAUAAACCGUGUGAUCAGAACAGAUUCAGGGAAUUACAGAUUAACACUCUCUCACUCAGACGGCACAGAAACAUCUCGAGAUCUUCAAGUGAUUGUUGAAGCUCCUAUUGGCUCAGUGGAAGUGUCAAUCACCUGCUCCUCCAGUGGGGUGAUGAGGGUGUUCUGCUCCUCUGAGGGAGAUCAGCUCCUCUACAGCUGGACUCUGAAUGGAGAUCCACUGAUGGAGGGAAACAGCAGCAUUGAUCUGGAUGAGGAAACUGAUGGAGACAUCAGCUGCAGCGUGAAGAACCACGUCAGUCACGCACAGAAGACCAUUAGACUCAAACCCUGUCCUGGUCUGGAUCGGUUCUGCAGGUUUGAUCAGUCUGAUCCCUGUUACACAGCUCUGGGACACAAACUCAAUCUGAUGAUGGUGCAGGACGCUAGUAAAUAUGAUCUGACGAUAAAAAAGAGAAUAAACAACACAAAAGAUGGUCCAGUCUGUAGAGUAAAGUAUGGCAGGAUGAGGAAGACUGAAUGUGAUCUUUAUAAUAACAGACCUGAAGUGACAGUCAUUAAUGGGACUGUGAUAAUAAACCGUGUGAUCAGAACAGAUUCAGGGAAUUACAGAUUAAGACUCGAGAGCUCAGACGGCACAGAAACAUCUCGAGAUCUUCAAGUGAUUGUUGAAGGGUCAACUACUGCAGCUGUGACCUCUGUGACCUCCAAUGUGACCUCUAUUGUGACCUCUGCAGUAACCAGAAGCUCACAGACAUUAGAAAAUGUUUUGCUCAUUGUGAUUGCUUUUGGCUGCGCUGCUCUGAUGCUGAUUCUGCUGUUCACUAUCGUAUGUUACGUUUACAAGAAAAAACACUUGAAGUCAACACCAGCCCCUGCUGGAGAUACAGAGCUCAUGUACACUAAUAUUCCUGAGAAAAAGGAUGAAAAAAUGACAACAGAAUCGCUCCCGGCUGCUGAUGGGGAAUACGCCGCGGUGCGACCACGGACAAAGAGGAAGAAAAAGGAGGAGGAAGAGGAGGUCCAGAAUGGCGAGGUGACAUUCGCUCCGAACCAAUCAGUCGCUCCACAGCAGCCUCAGGAGGAGAGAAGUAUUUACGCACAGGUACAAAGACGCUAGUCUCACAAUAACAAGAUCGUACUUUACCUGGGAAACCAAGUGCUUUUUUCACUUAUGUUUGACUUUCUGAGUUGUAUGGAUUGUAUUAAGCACAUAUCUCUUUGCAGUUGUAAAUUAUUUUGUGUGAUGUAUUGUAUGUUGAUAUGAACUGUAGAGCAAGGGCUUCAUGAGAUGGUUAGUAAGCAAGAGAAUGAAAAGAAGAGGAAACCAAAUGCAAGUUA